GGUAAUGGCUAUCUUGACUUUGCUUCAGUUCAGCUCGCCUGCAUUCCUCCUCUCUCUAAACCCUGGCCGAUAGAGACAGAGAAAGAAAGGAGGAGCAGGAGGGGGGCAGAAAACACAAAUUAUUAUUCACAACCGUGUUGGAUUUUUAUGAAACCCGGAGUCGACUCAUACGGGACACAUCAAGCCACGAAAAUUACUCCUGCCAGACGGCUCCUUCGGACGUACAAUACCGAGAAAAUGCGUAUUUUUCUUUACUGAAAAGGGGACUGUGGCGUUGAUGAGUCUGUGUAGGACAGCUAUCGAAAAGCAGCUUUGGUGAAACAGCCUACAGCGUUUCCACAGCGGAUAUCUACUUUUUUUCUUUCUUUUUUUAAAUGAGGAUUUGCAAGAUGGCUGAUGACAGCUAGCCCUAACAAGGACAGAAACGCGACGUCCCCUUUAAGAUCAGGAGGGUAUAUUUUUGUAUUUUUUUUGUAAUUUUUUUAGUUAAAUAUAUAAAUAUGGCUGCUUCUAAAAAUAAUGACCAUAGGUUAUAUUAACAGCGACUGUCCUCGUGUGAAAGCGGAGUGGAUGUAGUGUUUAUCUGUACCUGUGCUAUGGUAGAAAAUGGUGAGGUGACGUCUGAGGUAAUUUACGCGAUUUAAUCGAGAUAAGGAAGUACAUAAAUAUGUUGUUGGCUGAAGGCUGUAGGGGGGGAAAUGGUACAAACCAAAGUAAAAUAAAAUAAAAUGAAGGGCUCCACAGCUGAGAACUAGUAAUCUUUGUGUGAGGAGAUAUUUGAUAGAUGUUUCUGGCUCUGCAACAGCAGCCCAACAUUCCUGCGGAUCCUAAAAACCCCUUUGUUUUGUGCGCAAGAGCUGGACUCGACUAUUAAAACGAUUAACUAUGCAGUAAACAGCCUCGAUGUGAUGGCCCGGGUAUGAUUUCCUUUUUAAUGAGAUUAUAAGGCCUUUGUUGUCGACUGAAAACUGGUAGAAAAGCUGCGGCCUUGUGUUCAGAUAUGCGAGCUGUGCCACAUAGCAGGCGUUAUUCAUCAAAUGGAAAUGUCGCUUUUAUGUCAAAUUGAAGGGCUGGAGGUACCUGUGUUUUUCCAUCUGACCUUUGAAACAGCUUUUUCUGCCUACUGCCAAACCAUCGCUGGUUGUAUGUAUAAUUAAAUUGCUGGUAGAGGCUACUCGGAUACUUAUUUAUGAUUCAGCGGACAAAAGCAUUGCGCUGCGUUGUGAUUAUAGAGGAAAUCAAGCGUCCUUGAGAUCCCGAUAAAACAGGUUCAGCUAUUUUUUCUCUCUCUCUCUCUCUCUGUAAAGCUUUCUGUGUGGGAAUAGUAAUCAGGGUGUGGGCUCCAGCAGUCCUUUCUCGUGCUUUUCAUGUUUUCAUGCAUGGUUUGUUGGUCUGAAUUGUCCACAGUCAGUCAUAAUCCGGCGUUUAAGUGGAAGAGAGCUGUGAAGGUAAGGGCAGAAAAGGAUCAAGUGUCUAUUCCCGUGCUACACAGAGAUUGAGUCUCUCCCUCGUCGUACAGGUAAUUGUGUAGAUCUUAAUUCUCUGUGCCUUGUUUGCAUUUCGUGGUUUACCUGUAGCAGACAGGCUGUUGGCUUCCUGCAGCAGGCCUUUAAACAGACACACACAGAAGCUGUGAAGUGAAGGCAGGCCCAGUGCUUGUGUGUAUGUGUGAGUGUGUGUGUGUGAUUUAGGGGAAAGGAAAGCACCGUUUACUGUAAUCUGCAUAACGUCAGCCCCUGUUGCAUGUGUUGAAAUCACCAAGGUGUUGUCAUUUUUGCCUGAAGCCUUCUCUGGUCAAGUUUCUGGAAUUUUGCCUUCAUGCUGCAGUAAUAAGCAAUACUCGUCAUCUGUCAGGGAGACUCCUCUAAUUUGGUCACAAAGGUCGGCCUACACAGACUGAUCUUUCAGGGGCGGCAUUGGGUCUGGUUUUAUCUUCUUUCUUUUUUUUCGCGAGACUCAGUUUGAGAGUGUCAGGUUUCCUGUGAGAGAGACAGAGGUCUGAAAGGAGUGGAAACCAGUGUAUGCCUGCCUGCACCAUGAUGGCCUCUGACAUGGCUGAGACAUGGAGGAACUGUUUUGAGGAGGAGCUUAUCUGCCCCAUCUGCCUACACGUGUUCUCAGAUCCCAUCCAGCUGCCCUGCAAGCACAACUUCUGCCGGGGCUGCAUCAGCGAGGCCUGGGCCAAAGACUCCUCGCUGGCUCGCUGCCCCGAGUGCAAUCAUGCUUACACCCAGAAGCCCAGCCUGGAGAAGAACCACAAACUAUCCAACAUAGUUGAGAAGUACAACGCCCUGAGCGUGGAGAAGGCCACCACGCCGACACUGCAGUGCAUUCUCUGCCGCCGGGGUCCCCCACUCCCCGCCGUGAAGGUCUGCCUGCGCUGCAACGCCCCGUGCUGCCAGUCACACGUCCAGACACACCUGCAGCAGCCGUGCUCAGCCCUCGGGCACCUGUUGGUGGAGGCGGAGGCGGUGAAGGCCUGGACCUGCCCCCAGCACGACGAGUACAGGCUGUACCACUGCGAGGCCGAGCAGACGGCUGUGUGUCAGUACUGCUGCUUCGCCCGUUGCCAUCCCAGCCACGGCCACGCCGUCACUGAUGUGGAGCUGCGACGCAAUGACAUCAGACAAAACCUGUUAAGACAGCAGGAACGCGUGGAGGAGCGAGUGCAGGAGAUUGAGGAACAGCUUUGCAAACUCGACUCAGACAAGUGUGUGGUGGAGGACAGGGUAUGUGAGCUGAAAGAGGAGGUGCGCCUGCAGUACCAGCGGAUGCACCAGCUCUUGGAGGAGGAUCUUGGUCGGACACUGGAGGCUCUGGAUCGGGCUCAGGCUCGGUUUUGUCAGGAGAACGCAGCCCAGGUUUUAGCUCUCGGGGAGCAGCGCCACGAGGCCCAGAAGCUGCUGAGCUCCAUCCAGACUGCCUUCGGGAAGGCGGAGGAGCUGAGCUUCAUGAAAAACACCAAGCCUGUUAAAAUCCUCACAGACAGAUCUCAGGCAUGUGUGGGCAGCAGUCUCCCUCCUUACAAAGUUGGGAAUCUCAACUCUAAACUUUUCCUUUCUGAGAUCUCAAAAAGAGAGAAGAGCUUGAAAAGAACACUUGAAGCUCCCCUCACCCCUCCCUCGACCUUCCUGCAGUCUGUUCCCGCCUAUCCCAGCGGUCAGAGCUCUGGCUCUGGUGCAGAGAAACGGAAACAUUCCACUGCUUUCCCAGAGGGAAAUGGGAACGGCGGAAAAAAUGCCGCACCGGGUUUCAAAGACUCGUCCUCCUCUUCCUCAUCUUCUUCCUCGUCGUUAGCCAAACAGCCCUACCUGGGGUCCAGCUCUGCCUCUGGAGAAGGCCAGUCCACCAAUCAGCAGGCUCUCGGACCCUGUGGCCCGCCUCACAUCAGCGAGAGCGGCGGGACGGGAAGCGGAAGUGGCUCGUUGACUAAUCACCAUUCAGGCUCUGUAUUCGGCUCCUCUCACUUCCCUCCUGGAGGCAGCAGUUCCUCGCACUCCUCCCAGCAGGCAGUGCUCCCUCAGUAUGGCGGUCGCAAGAUUCUGGUGUGCACGAUGGAUAACUGCUACUGCUCUGGAGUGCCCUCUGUGUCAGGCCACCGCAGCCACCCUCCGUACCCACGCUCGGGCUCUUUUCCCUGGGUCAGUGCCCAGGACUACCCCCCUCCUCCUGGCCUGGCUUCCGGAGGUCCGUCCAUGCAGGGCUUGGCAGUGAGGGACUGGAUAGACGCCUCACAGACACACAGACAUGCAGAUUUCUACGGGCUGUAUGGGCAGCCCUCUACAAAGCACUACGUCACCAGUUAACAGAGCAAACACACACACACACACACACACACAGAUAUAGAGACAGGCACCAAAAUAGCACACCUUUACCGACUUACUAACGGGAAUAAACACAAUACGAUUAUACUAUACACAUAUUAAAAUAAUUGUUUAUAUUUACACACAUACGCGCACACAUAUUCGGGGGCAGGGUUGAUCUCUUUGUUUUUAUUUUCUUCCUUUCUUUAAUUUUGGUCCGUGUUUUCAUGUAGUGUAUUAUACGUAAAAUGCAUAAACAGGCUGGUGAAACUCAGCUCAGCAUUUUACACAGAAACAAGGAAGAGAAGCCUGAAGAGGAGACGAGGAGAUGCAUCUUUUUUUAUUUAUAGAGUAGGAGAUGGAUUGGUAGGAAAUUAACUUUUAGUAGAGAAUCUUCUCAUGCUUCUUCAAGGCUUCUCACUGAGGCUAAAGGGAAAAGAGAUUAUACCGUGCAGUGUUGAGCUUUCCACGUUCAGCUCAUGUUUCUCUGAUAUAAUCACCCCUCCAGUUGUACUGAGGUCAAUUGCCUUAUGUUAUUAGCAAACAUAUUUUUCUCCACAUAGCUGACUUUGUUUGAUAGAUCCUUUAAAAAGGGACUGCGGUCCCUGCGUGUCCGUUUUAUUUUUAUUGUCAUGGCACUUCUUCCUUUCUUUGCUGAGUUCAGGGAUGGAUCGUACAGCUUGAACACAAAAAGCUCUUCCAUGGAACACCCACAAUGCACUUGUGGACGCCUUGCUAUGCCUGGACUACAGAUGCUGACCCACAGAGGGACAAUAGAGCAGCGUCUAAAGGGCCGGCUGACCCCAGCCCUCUGCAUUUUUGAGAAUUCGGCCCGCAUCCUUAGCACUCCCUUCCUGCUGCCACAGGACAGAAAAUAUUACAGACUGUUUCCAUUUAGUGAUGAAUGACUUUGUGUUAUUUGGUACACUUGUACGUGUAACGCUUGCCUACAGAGACUCUACUAUUUUAGAGAAAAGGGCAAGACUGGGGAGACCAAACUAAUCAGGCAUCUGGACGAUCUGAUGAUGCUGUAAUUGUACUUCCUGCAGGGCAAAGAUGUCACUUCCUCUCAAUAAGCACACAAGCUCUUGGCUUCCUGUUUGCAGCUGAAAGCAUGCAAGGAAGAGGUUUAGUUUUUUGUUUGUUUGUUUUUCUAAAAGCACUCAGAAGAAGAACAAUGGGGGAAAAGAAACUGUAUGCUGUUUUAAAAUGAGUGUACGAAAGAAACGAAGGGUGGGAGGAACUUUUUUUUUUCAUGAACUUUUUCUAAAAGACUGGACUGCAAGAUGUAAGCAAUGGUUCAUCAUCCUUAAAAGUAGCUGUUCCAACAGCCACGACAAAGAGAGAGGAAAAAAAAAAACCUAAAAGUAUCUUUUUUUGUAAAUAUUUUGUGAAAUGGAAAAAUUACAGACGUGAUUUGGAGAAAGGAUCCAAAUAAACAAGUUUAAACCAGUCUCUGCUGUCAACUGUGUAUGUGCGAAACAUCUCAUGUUUAAAGGAUAAGGUUGGUGAUAUUCUAUAUUUUUGUUACUGUAAAUAAAUCCCAUAAAAAGACAAAAAA
Molecule: messenger RNA, 5364 nt
Organism: Pundamilia nyererei
Lineage: Eukaryota; Metazoa; Chordata; Actinopteri; Cichliformes; Cichlidae
Gene: trim8b
Product: tripartite motif containing 8b
Exons: 5
Coding region: 2022-3806 (594 amino acids)
Source: RefSeq, a predicted model, not a curated record